Molecule: messenger RNA, 999 nt
Organism: Laetiporus sulphureus 93-53
Lineage: Eukaryota; Fungi; Basidiomycota; Agaricomycetes; Polyporales; Laetiporaceae
Exons: 8
Coding region: 1-999 (332 amino acids)
Source: RefSeq, a predicted model, not a curated record
AUGGCCACGCUCAACCUGACUUUCCUUUUCCUCAUGCUCUGCCCGUCCGCGUACGCGCUCACGCAUGCCCAACUACACGCCCCCGAGCUCGAGCGCGCCGAGCUGCAGAACAACAUCGAGAACUACGCCCGCGCUCGCGUACACCCGCCGCCGUCGCCGCUCACGCGCCGUGCGAGCAUCCCCGCUGUCGGGUUCUACAACCCGACAGGUAACGGCGGGAGCUGGCUUACGAAAGUAGACGACACGUACCCGGCGGGACAAGGCGAGCCCAUCAACGUAGUCAUCUCGGCCGACUCGGAGGCAAGUGUGCUCGUUGACCAGGAGAUUGACGGUGGGCUGCAGAACUACUUCAAUGCAUUUGGAUACUCGACAGAAUGUCUCGGGCAGCACCAGGGUUCGGAUCAAGCAGCCAAUUUGGGCGAUGGGAAUGGCUAUGUGAAUCAAACCGCAGAGAUUCGGUGGGAUUACGGCGAUGCGGAGAUUGGAACAUGUAAGGAAACCAUCGUUGGCGGGAGCCAUUUUCGUUACUGGACGCAGGACGGAAGCGCGGCGGAUAGCAAAGCCGUGUUCAUGGCUGCUUCGUAUGAGGAGCCAGAAACAGAUAACCACAAUAUCGUUUUUAACGGGUACCCCAGCGACUGGCUCGUCGGCAACGUAACAAACCAGACCCACCUGAUCUCCACGGGUAACGUGACCAACGGGACAACGUACAGCGGACAGACGUCGUUUGAUGGGUACACUUACGCGACGACCGCGCAGUACCUGCGGGGAUAUAUCCCGGACACCUCGUAUGCAGUCAACCACAACGGGAGCGUCGCGAGCGCCACCGUGAAUGCGACCGACGGGUUCAUCGCAGUGUUGACGGUCAAGGUCGUGGCGAGCCCGAAAGCAACGUCAGCCGCACUGAGAUCAUGGACGACGCCGGCGUGGUCCGUCUUCCCGCUCGUACUCGCCCUCUUCGUCAAUAUGCUCGCAACCUCAAUAUGGAUCGGACUAUAG